Molecule: messenger RNA, 990 nt
Organism: Schistocerca piceifrons (Central American locust)
Lineage: Eukaryota; Metazoa; Arthropoda; Insecta; Orthoptera; Acrididae
Product: glycoprotein-N-acetylgalactosamine 3-beta-galactosyltransferase 1-like
Exons: 7
Coding region: 1-990 (329 amino acids)
Cellular component (GO): membrane
Molecular function (GO): N-acetylgalactosaminide beta-1,3-galactosyltransferase activity
Source: RefSeq, a predicted model, not a curated record
AUGGGGGGAGGGGUGUCUGAAGAUCAGGCAAAAGUUAAAUAUUUUAAUCCGUUUUUAUCUUAUUUAUUCAUUUAUAUUUUCUUUGUGUACUUGCUGACUGUGGAAGUGUUUGCAGGAUACUCGCAUCGUGGGCUGAUCGCGUUCUGUGCUGCUACAGUUGUGGGCUUUGCUGGCGGCCUGCUCUUCACAGGUGAAAGCUGUCAGGUGGAUGGAGAGAAUCCAUCGGAGAAGGUGCGCGUGCUGUGUGUGGUGAUCACGCAGCCAGAGAACCACCGUGACAAGGCGCUCGCCGUCAAGGAGACGUGGGGACAACGGUGCUCGGAACUCCUCUUCUUCAGCUCUCAGCUGGACAUGAUGCUGCCGGUUGUAACCCUGAAUGUGUCAGAGGGCAGAGAGGUGCUGUGGAACAAGACGAAGGCAGCCGUACGGUAUGCGUGGGACAAGGGGCUGCUGAGAAGGAACGAAUGGUUACUCAAGGCAGAUGACGACACGUAUGUGGUGAUGGAGAACCUGCGGCAGCUGCUCCAGCCCCUGGAACCUGAGGAGGCGCUUUACCUAGGGCUCCACUUGCUGGCCAAUGUACCCAAAGGCUACAUGAGCGGUGGGGCAGGCUAUGUGCUCAGCCGUGGUGCCGUCCAAAGGCUGGUGGCUGCCUGGGAUCUGGAUGUGGAACUGAAGGAGGACGACUCUGGUUUUGAGGACAUCAACAUUGGCUGGUGGAUGGAAAAAGUGGGCGCCACAUUUGUGCAGACAGCCGACGUGAAUGGACGCAGGCGCUUCCACGCUUUUCCCCCGUCCCGCGAGCUGAGCCCGAAGAUAGAUAUGAUGGCCAUGAGCCAAUUCUAUAGGGAGGCCACGGGGUGCUGCUCGGACACCGCAGUCUCCUUCCACUACUUGUCCGCUGCAGCCCUGAGGACCAUGGAGUACCUGCUGUACGACGUGGCGAUCUAUGGGGACGGAUGGUGUCUUCCCGGCUAUGGGAAGUGGUGA